Messenger RNA from Zingiber officinale, 1714 nucleotides. RefSeq names its product serine/threonine-protein kinase STY13-like. The transcript has 6 exons. Gene Ontology annotation, molecular function: ATP binding; protein kinase activity. NCBI's taxonomy places the organism in Eukaryota, Viridiplantae, Streptophyta, Magnoliopsida, Zingiberales, Zingiberaceae. The record is from RefSeq and is a predicted model, not a curated record. Gene Ontology annotation, biological process: protein phosphorylation. Bases 457 to 1506 code for a protein of 349 amino acids.
UACAUAAGCGGUAAGGUGAUGAUUAAGCGCAAGGCAGAGGGUGAUAUUACUAGGGUAUGAUUCCUCCCUCCAUCAUCUCCUCUCUUCUUCACUUGGACGGAUUUCCGUUUCGUUCUUUUUGGAACAAGGGGAGGAGGGGAGCUUAGAGUGGAUUGGUGUUGAUAGUGGUUCUUGUUGGCCUCGUCAUGGGCUCGGGGAGACAUGAAAGUGCUGCUGGAUCCUUGUACUCGUGAUAGAAUUUUUCUGCGAUGCAGUGGCAUGAGCUUGGGGACGGAGGCGAGCAGAGGCGCAGAGCUCGUUUUGAUGCCCAAAUUCAGUGAAUUAGCAGCCGCGGAGAGUGGAAAAGGAGUGAUUUUGUAGUGGACUCCAUGUCCUGCGAUUGAGAUGCCCUUUUUCUGCUUGUAUAAUUUACUGUGAGGAGCAGUAGAUGCUAGAUCUUCUUAAUCGGCCGCGGAGAUGGAAUCUGGGAACGGCUUCUUCCCUCUCGAGGAGUGCCGCCUAGAUCCGAAGUGGCUCAUCGACCCUAAGUUGCUGUUCGUCGGGCCCAAGAUCGGGGAAGGCGCUCACGCGAAGGUGUACGAAGGAAAGUAUAAGAACCAAAAUGUGGCUGUCAAGGUCAUGCACAAAGGGGACAACCCCGAGGAGGCAACGAAGAGGGAGGGGAGGUUCAUGCGGGAAGUGACGUUGCUCUCCCGUGUUCAGCACAAAAACCUCGUGAAGUUUAUUGGAGCUUGCAUGGAACCUGUGAUGGUGGUAGUAACUGAGCUUCUUCUUGGAGGAUCACUGCGCAAGUACUUGAUAAGCAUGAGGCCUAGGAAGUUGGAGCCUCGUGUUGCGGUUGCCUUUGCAUUGGAUAUAGCUCGAGCUAUGGAGUGCUUGCAUUCUCAUGGGAUCAUCCAUCGUGAUUUGAAGCCUGAGAACUUGCUAUUGACUGCAGAUGAGAGGGCAGUGAAACUUGUCGAUCUUGGUUUGGCCAGAGAAGAAACAUUAACGGAGAUGAUGACUGCUGAAACAGGAACAUACCGUUGGAUGGCCCCUGAGUUAUACAGCACGGUCACAUUAAGGCAAGGAGAGAAGAAACAUUACAAUCAUAAGGUGGAUGUAUACAGCUUUGCGAUUGUGCUAUGGGAGUUGCUUCACAAUCGGCUUCCUUUUGAAGGCAUGUCCAACCUGCAAGCAGCCUACGCAGCUGCUUUCAAGAACUUCAGGCCAAGUGCGGAUGACCUUCCUGAGGAACUGGCUCUAAUCUUAACUUCUUGCUGGCAAGAGGACCCAAAUGCACGUCCCAACUUUAGCCAAAUAAUUCAGAUGCUUCUACAUUAUCUUUCUACUCUUUCGCCACCUGAAUAUGUUGUUUCAUCACAUGCCUUCAAUUCAGAAAAUGUGGUCUUGCCGCCUGAAUCUCCCGGCACAAGUUCAUUGAUGGCAUCUCGCGAUGAAACGGAUGAUAUUGCGAAGGAUGCUAGGGAUAGCAAAGGAUUUUCUUGCUUUGGCCAGUGUUUUUAGUCACCUUCUACAAAUAAACCUUUAAGCUUUCCGAAUUGAUUAGUGAAUUCUCAGGCAUGCAUCUGCUAACACUGCUAUUUGCUGCUUCCUACGCAUUUGCUAGGAAUAAAAUCACCUCGUUUAUGAGGUUGAAAUUAUUUUCACAUUUGGGUAAAUUGCCUGCACAAAUUGGCUUGAGUUCCUUAAAUUUAGAGAUCAGGUGCAGUUA